UUCCAGAACGUGAGCGGGUUCUUUGUGCACCCCGUGGGGCUGGAGGUGCUGGUGGACCACAGCAGCCUGGACAUGGCCCGGUGGGCUGUGAGCAGGGUCUUCUACAACGGGCAGUACUACAGGGACAUGGUCCAGCUGGAAAGCGCCUACGUGCAGGGCCGCGUCAGCGUGGAGAGGGUGAGGAAAGCGCCGCGGGACGGCGACUUCUCGUCCAUGAAGCCCCGGGCGCCGUCGGCUGCGCCGUUCCCUCUGCAGUACGAGCCGCAGGGCCCCCGCUACAGCGUCAGGAACAACCACGUCGUCUUCCAGGCCUGGAGCUUUGCCUUUGGGAUGAGCGUGAGCACGGGGCCUCGGCUGUUUGACGUCCGACACGGCGGGGAGAGGGUUGCCUAUGAGAUCAGCGUGCAAGAGGCGCUGUCGGUGUACGGCUCCAACUGCCCCGGCGGGAUGUCCACCAGGUACAUGGACGGGAGCUUUGGCAUCGGGCGCUACACCUCCCCCUUGGUGCGAGGGGUCGACUGCCCCUACUUUGCCACGUACCUGGACGUGCACUACCUCGCCCAUUCCCAGGUGUCCAGGGUCACGAGAAGUGCCCUCUGCAUCUUCGAGCAGAACCUGGGCUCCCCUCUGCGGCGCCACUACUCCAACCUGCAGUCGCUCUACUACGGGGGGCUGGUCAACUCC
Molecule: messenger RNA, 684 nt
Organism: Eurypyga helias (sunbittern)
Lineage: Eukaryota; Metazoa; Chordata; Aves; Eurypygiformes; Eurypygidae
Product: membrane primary amine oxidase-like
Biological process (GO): amine metabolic process
Cellular component (GO): plasma membrane
Molecular function (GO): quinone binding; primary methylamine oxidase activity; copper ion binding
Source: RefSeq, a predicted model, not a curated record